AUGAACAAAUACAUCCUCGUCACUGGAGGCGCCGGGUACAUCGGCUCGCACACGGUGGUGGAGCUUCUUGCCAAUGGAUAUAAGGUGGUGAUUGUGGACAACUUAGUGAACUCGAGCUAUGAUGCGGUAGCCCGAAUUGAGUACAUUUGCCAGCAGAAAGUGCCCUUUUUCAAUGUGGAUAUCAUGGACUACGAGGCUCUCAGCCAGGUGUUCAGAGAGUACGACAUCGGCGGCGUGAUCCAUUUUGCAGCCUUGAAAGCAGUUGGAGAAUCUACAAAGAUCCCAUUGGAGUACUACACCAACAAUAUUACGGGAACUAUCAAUUUGGUGAGGGUGAUGAAGGAGCACGACGUGAAAACUAUUGUGUUCAGCUCCUCUGCUACCGUGUACGGUGACGCUACCCGCUUCGAGAACAUGAUUCCGAUCCCUGAGGAAUGUCCCACCGGGCCCACGAAUCCGUAUGGCCGCACCAAGCUUAUGAUUGAACAGAUCUUGUGCGAUGUUCAAAAGGCUGAUCGCUCGUGGCGCGCGGCCAUUUUGAGAUACUUCAAUCCAAUGGGUGCCCAUCCUUCUGGACUCUUGGGCGAGGAUCCACUUGGAAUUCCAAAUAACCUUCUUCCUUAUCUUGCCCAGGUGGCUGUAGGAAGAAGAGAAAAGUUGAAUGUGUUUGGUAACGAUUAUGACAGCCAUGACGGUACUCCCAUCAGAGACUAUGUUCAUGUGGUCGAUUUGGCCAAGGGCCAUAUUGCAGCCUUAGCAUACUUGAGCAAGCUUGAGUCAGGAAAUGGUCUCUAUCGGGAGUGGAAUUUGGGCACGGGCAUGGGCUCGACCGUUUUCGAUGUAUACAACGCCUUCUGCAAGAGCAUUGGCAGGGAAUUGCCUUUUGAGGUAGUCGGUAGAAGAGACGGAGAUGUCCUCAACUUGACUGCGCGUCCCACAAGAGCAAACAGUGAGUUAGAGUGGUCUGCAAAGCUAUCUGUAGAACAAGCUUGCACUGACUUGUGGAACUGGACCACUCUGAAUCCAUUCGGGUUCCAACUCAAAAAUUACGGUUGGAAAAUUUUCGAGGAAAAUGGAAAGUCCAGUUAUGCAAGUAGACUUCAUACUGUGAGCUUUCCCGAAAGUGAAUUCCUGGUUUCUGUUGCCAACUAUGGCGCCACCAUCCAGGAUAUAUCUAUGAAAGGAAAGAGCAUGGUUCUUGGUUUCGACUCUUUAGAAGAGUACCAACAGAGCUCCAAUCCUUUUUUUGGUGCCACUAUCGGUCGGUUUGCCAACAGAAUUGGCAGCAGCAGAUUCUCUCUUGAUGGUUCUGAAUACAAGUUGAGUGUAAAUGAAAACAACCGAACUUGUCUACAUGGCGGUAUUAAUGGUUUCGACAAACAGAUGUUUUUGGGUCCAGUCGUGACAUUCAGCGAGGCUGAUAAGGAGUUUCUGCUAGAGUUCAUUCUCAUGGACCAAGAUGGAAAUAAUGGUUUCCCCUCCGACUUGGUCUGCAAAGUCAAGUACAAAAUAAGCGCUGGUAAGGUCAAGAUAGAGUAUUCAGCAGAAAUCCCAUCUAGCUCAAAGUCUGAUUCUACUAUCGUCAACUUGACUAAUCACACAUACUUUCUGCUCGGUGAUGCAGAAAUAUCGAAAGUGCACGUGCAAACAGAAACGAACGAGAUCCUCAGUGUUGAUGGCGAGCUACUCCCAACUGGUCUGACAGAAAAAGUGUCGGAUUUGUUGUUGGAAGGAGUCAUUCUCGCUGAUCAAGCCUACGACAACUGCUUUGUCGUCGAGAAAAACGGAUGUCAAUUGGACACACGCAAACAACCAUUGAUGAAGCAUUUGGAAGCUCUUUCAUCAACCAAAGAUGUCAAAUUGGAAGUAGCUUCAACCGAGCCUUGCUUCCAAUUUUACACUGGAGAUGGGGUCAAUACUGAAGCUUUUGGACCUCGGUCCGGUUUUUGUGUAGAGCCUGGCAGAUUUAUUGACGCAAUUAACAGUGAGAAAUGGAAAUCGCAGGUCAUUUUGAGGAAAGGUGAAGUGUAUGGUUCCAUCAUAGAGUAUUCGUUCACUUAG
Molecule: messenger RNA, 2061 nt
Organism: Australozyma saopauloensis
Lineage: Eukaryota; Fungi; Ascomycota; Pichiomycetes; Serinales; Metschnikowiaceae
Gene: GAL10
Product: bifunctional UDP-glucose 4-epimerase/aldose 1-epimerase
Exons: 1
Coding region: 1-2061 (686 amino acids)
Biological process (GO): beta-D-galactose catabolic process via UDP-galactose, Leloir pathway
Cellular component (GO): cytosol
Molecular function (GO): UDP-glucose 4-epimerase activity; carbohydrate binding
Source: RefSeq, a predicted model, not a curated record